CCCAUCCGAGACCCCGCACUUCCUUUUCAUGCUGGCCGCCUGGCAAAAAGGUUGAAGGCGGAAGAUGCAGAUCUUUGUGAAGACCCUCACGGGGAAGACCAUCACUCUUGAGGUUGAACCCAGUGACACCAUAGAAAAUGUCAAAGCAAAAAUUCAAGACAAAGAGGGCAUCCCCCCAGACCAGCAGCGUUUGAUCUUUGCUGGCAAGCAGCUUGAGGAUGGUCGCACCCUCAGCGACUACAACAUCCAGAAGGAGUCCACUCUCCACUUAGUGCUCCGUCUUCGUGGUGGUGCCAAGAAAAGAAAGAAGAAGAACUACACCACACCCAAAAAGAACAAGCACAAGAAGAAGAAGGUCAAGUUGGCCGUCCUCAAGUACUACAAGGUUGAUGAAAAUGGCAAGAUCACCCGCCUGCGCCGUGAGUGUCCCUCAGAAGAAUGUGGAGCUGGAGUGUUCAUGGCUUCACACUUUGAUAGACAAUAUUGUGGCAAAUGCUGUCUGACAUACGUUUUCAACAAACCAGAAGACAAGUAAAAUGAAUUUGCUGUAUAUAAAUAUGUGAAAUAAAAAAAAAUAUCCAACCUGA
Messenger RNA from Lingula anatina, 587 nucleotides. Its product is annotated as ubiquitin-ribosomal protein eS31 fusion protein. NCBI's taxonomy places the organism in Eukaryota, Metazoa, Brachiopoda, Lingulata, Lingulida, Lingulidae. Gene Ontology annotation, biological process: translation. Gene Ontology annotation, molecular function: protein binding; structural constituent of ribosome. Gene Ontology annotation, cellular component: ribosome. The record is from RefSeq and is a predicted model, not a curated record.